Molecule: messenger RNA, 1073 nt
Organism: Nerophis lumbriciformis (worm pipefish)
Lineage: Eukaryota; Metazoa; Chordata; Actinopteri; Syngnathiformes; Syngnathidae
Gene: hacd1
Product: 3-hydroxyacyl-CoA dehydratase 1
Biological process (GO): sphingolipid biosynthetic process; fatty acid elongation; very long-chain fatty acid biosynthetic process
Cellular component (GO): endoplasmic reticulum membrane
Molecular function (GO): 3-hydroxyacyl-CoA dehydratase activity
Source: RefSeq, a predicted model, not a curated record
CAGGCGGCAGCACACGACGACGAACGGCCCCCCUCCCUCCGGUCCCAGCUGUCCGCUCCAUUCCUCCCGGCAGCCUCGCCCCCCUCCCCCGGCAGCAUGGCGUCCAUCGAGGAGGACGGCGCGGCGGAGGAGAAAGAAAACAACAACAAGAAGCGAACGAAAGGCGCCAUGGCCACAGCGUGGCUCACCUUCUACAACAUCGCCAUGACCGCCGGGUGGUUGGUUCUGGCCAUCACCAUGAUGCGUUUCUACAUGCAGAAGGGCACACACAAAGGUCUAUACAGGAACAUCGCCAGGACCCUCAAGUUCUUCCAGACUUUGGCUUUAGUGGAGGUGGGACACUGUGCCAUCGGACUCGUGAGGACUUCCGUGAUCGUGACCGGGGUUCAAGUGUGCUCACGGAUCUUCAUGGUUUGGUUCAUUACCAACAGCAUCCGACAGGUCCAGAAUGAAGAAAGUGUUCUGCUGUUCCUGGUGGUGUGGACGCUGACAGAGAUUACCAGAUAUUCCUACUACACCUUCAACCUGCUCAACCUCCUGCCGUACUUCAUCAAAUGGGCCAGAUACAACCUCUUCAUCGUCUUGUACCCGCUGGGGGUGGCGGGCGAGCUGCUCACCAUCUACUCGGCGUUGCCCUUCGUGCGCAGGUCCGGAAUGUACUCCAUAAGGCUCCCCAACAAGUACAACGUGUCCUUCGACUACUACUACUGCCUCAUCGUCAUCAUGCUGUCUUACAUCCCACUGUUUCCUCAGCUCUUCUUCCACAUGCUGCGGCAGAGGAGGAGAGUUCUUCACGGGGAGGUCAUCGUGGAAAAAGAUGACUAGACGUCCGAUGAAGAGUCAACGUGUUUACAGUCCGCUAGCCUUAUCAUGUUUCACACAAAUAAACAAAUAGGAUGCUCUCCGACUAGUCACACGUCCAAUAAGACAUCUUGUUUGUGUCCAAUCAAAGGUGCUAUCCUCCUCGUUUAUGUCAAACAUGCUCUACGUACUUCUAGACGAUUCUAAAUCGCCGCCACCUACUUGUCAGCAAAUAAAACAUGUGUAAAAUCAAUAAAGUCAGUUCUAGACUA